UUUGUAUUAGUAAUUUAUGUGCUCAUCUUCACUAUAACCUUUAUUAAAUCGAGUUUUUGUACUCUAUAUUCUGCAAUAUAACAUCUUAGAGGUUAAAAUGGGUUGGAUUGGUUUAGGUUUAAGCGAGUUUGAUUUACACUCUUGAAGUGCAAUGAAAAUAGCUUUGAGUUUGGCAGUCAAAUGCUAAUGUAACUGCUAAGGUUUGCUAUGAAGUCAGCAAAAUAUGAUGUCAAAGGCAGUGUCAUAAAUAGACUAGUGAGUUAGUGAAGUUCUAGAGGAGAUGAGAAUUCUGUAACAUUGAUGGCUUCAGGAAAAGAUGCUUGUCCCAUCUUACCUAAACUCGCCAACUGCUCUAAUGAGACCUCAAAUAAGCCUGCUAAUAAGUGUAAUGAGAUUCACUUGCCACGCUUUUCGUUAAAGCAAGGGAUGAUCCCAAGACGUUAUGUUAUGCCUUGGAAAGAGAACAUGAAAUUCAGGAAUUUGAAUCUAAAGCAUGCAGAAGUGUGUGGGAUCCCCGCUGGCCCUUUAGAAGAUCUGUUUUUGAAUCACAGUGAAAGACUUUGCCAUGGGGAAGAUCGUAAAAUUGUCUUGAGGAAAGGUCCACCAGAAAUAAAAAUUGCCGAUAUGCCUUUGCAUUCGCCUCUCUCCAGAUACCAAAGUACUGUGAUUUCCCAUGGCUUCAGGAGGCGACUAGUCUGAUGAAACAAGAAUAAAGUGAUAAAGUGUUUCUGUGUGUGUGUGUGUGUGUGUGUGUGUGUGUGUGUGUGUG
Choloepus didactylus (southern two-toed sloth) is the source of this 769-nucleotide messenger RNA. RefSeq names its product testis expressed 43 (gene SPMIP10). The record is from RefSeq and is a predicted model, not a curated record. NCBI's taxonomy places the organism in Eukaryota, Metazoa, Chordata, Mammalia, Pilosa, Megalonychidae. Gene Ontology annotation, biological process: flagellated sperm motility.